AUGGGUCUCCUUAACUUGGUCGAAGACCGCCCUACCCCCAAGGUUGUCUACAACUGGCGGGUCUACUUCUCAGCGGCCGUCGCAGCGUCGGCAGCGAUGAUGAUCGGCUACGACUCUGCAUUCAUCGGCGGCACUCUGGCCUUGACGUCGUUCAAAGACGAAUUCCACUUCGACCGCCUCUCCAAGUCGGCCGUCGACCUUACGUCGGCGAACAUCGUCUCUUGCUAUCAAGCAGGAGCAUUUUUCGGCGCCUUCUUCGCGUACCCUGCCGGCCACUACCUCGGACGCAAGAUCGGCCUGACCAUCUUCGCCGCGAUUUUCACCCUGGGAGCGGGAUUGAUGCUGGGCGCCAGCGGAGCUCGUGGUCUCGGUUUGAUCUACGGAGGUCGCGUCCUCGCCGGCAUGGGAGUGGGCGGUGCGUCCAACCUUUCUCCGAUCUACUGCUCCGAGGUCGCACCACCAGCCAUCCGUGGCCGCCUGGUCGGGCUGUACGAGAUGGCAUGGCAGAUUGGUGGGCUCGUGGGUUUCUGGAUCAACUACGGCGUGUCCGAGACCAUGAGCCCCUCACACAGACAAUGGAUCAUUCCCUUCGCCGUCCAACUCAUCCCCGCGGGACUUUUGUUCGUCGGUGCCCUUGUCAUCCGCGAGUCCCCGCGCUGGCUUUUCUCCCGAGGACGACGUGAGGAAGGAAUCAAGAACCUGUGCUGGCUCCGCAUGCUCCCGCCCGACCACAUCUACAUGCAAGAGGAGAUCUUCGCCAUCGACAACGCGAUCGAGGACCAACGCACCACAGUCGGGUUGGGCUUCUGGCAACCAUUCCGGGCAGUCGUCAACGACCGCAAAGUCACCUACCGCUUCCUCCUCGGUGGUUCUCUCUUCCUGUGGCAGAACGCCACGGGCAUCAACGCCAUCAACUACUACUCGCCCACCGUGUUCAAGUCCAUCGGGAUUACUGGCACAAACACGUCGCUCCUGACGACGGGGAUCUUUGGGGUCCUCAAAACCGUGGUCACCCUCUUCUGGCUCUUCUUCCUGAUUGACAAGCUCGGUCGGCGCGCGCUGCUCAUGUACGGCGCCAUCGCGGGCUCGCUUUGCAUGUGGUAUAUCGGCGGAUACAUCGCGGUGGCCAACCCGGCCGGCAACCCCAGCGGCAAGUUAUCUUCAGGAGGUAUUAGUGCCAUGGCCUUCUUCUACCUAUGGACUAUCUCAUACACACCCUCGUGGAACGGCGUCCCCUGGGUCCUGAACUCCGAGAUGUUCAGCCAGAACGUGCGCACGCUGGCGCAGGCGUUUGCGGCGGCGAACAAUUGGUUUUGGAAUUUCAUCAUUGCGAGAUUCACUCCGCAAAUGUUCGCCUCAAUGUCCUACGGCGUCUACAUGUUCUUUGCAUCCCUGAUGCUCUGCGCCGCCGUCUACGUCUUCUUCCUGAUCCCCGAGACCAAAGGCAUCCCUCUGGAGGCCAUGGACCGGCUGUUCAGCAGAGAAGUCCCCGCGCGGCACGCUCACAGGACGGUCCUCAAUCACCUCAGGCUGGAGGAGCAAGAUUUCCGGCGUCAAAGCAUCAGUGGCGAGAAGGAGGAUGUGGAGGAACGGGAAAUCGCUGUGGGGAAGGUGUAA
Messenger RNA from Cladophialophora yegresii CBS 114405, 1617 nucleotides. RefSeq lists its product as uncharacterized. Gene Ontology annotation, cellular component: membrane. NCBI's taxonomy places the organism in Eukaryota, Fungi, Ascomycota, Eurotiomycetes, Chaetothyriales, Herpotrichiellaceae. The transcript is spliced from 2 exons. Gene Ontology annotation, molecular function: carbohydrate:proton symporter activity. Gene Ontology annotation, biological process: carbohydrate transport; transmembrane transport. The record is from RefSeq and is a predicted model, not a curated record. The coding region runs from base 1 to 1617 and encodes 538 amino acids.